This is a messenger RNA of Pseudonaja textilis, 1252 nucleotides long. RefSeq names its product phospholipid phosphatase 6 (gene PLPP6). The record is from RefSeq and is a predicted model, not a curated record. Gene Ontology annotation, molecular function: sphingosine-1-phosphate phosphatase activity. NCBI's taxonomy places the organism in Eukaryota, Metazoa, Chordata, Lepidosauria, Squamata, Elapidae.
AUGCCAAGUCCUAGGAACAGUCCAAAGAGCAUUCAUGAGAGACGGGCUUAUGGAAGUGGGCUAGAGUUCUUGUCAUUGACAAAUCAGAGAGGCCCAAUAUCCCCAGAAAAUAUGUCUCACCAUAAAGACUCUCCUACUAGUACUGGCCCUCAACAGGCUUUACCUGAAGAGGACUGUAUGAAGCUCAAUCCUUCUUUCUGGAAUAUUGCCCUGCAUUCUCUUAUGGAUGUUGAUUUGUGGGCCUCUAAACUACUGGGUGUAUGUGCUGGAGAGAAUUCCCCAUGGGGCAGUGUCCGUCCUCUCAUGAUGGUCAUAGAGGUGUCAGGACAUGGAAUUCCUUGGCUAACUGGUACAUUGUACGGGCUUUACAGAAGUGGCAACUCAGCAGGUCGUGAAGUGUUGCUCAAUCUACUUUUUGCUCUGACUCUUGAUCUAGUUUUGGUGGCAGCAGUAAAAGGACUGGUGAAACGAAGACGCCCAGUCCACAACAAGAUGGAUAUGUUUGCCACUGUCUCUGUGGACAAAUAUUCCUUUCCUUCAGGCCAUGCUACCAGAGCCGCCAUGGUGUGCAGAUUUAUAUUACAUCAUCUUGUACUUGCAAUCCCUCUGAGAGUGCUGGCUGUACUUUGGACCUUCAUAGUGGGAAUCUCUAGGAUCAUGCUUGGCAGACAUAAUGUAACAGAUGUGGUCUUUGGGCUAAUCAUGGGCUACAUGCAAUAUAAUUUGGUGGAAUAUUUCUGGUUGUCACCUGUAAAUGCUCCUGUCCUCUUUGCCUUGUGGAACUGAUAGUUCUUAAGGGAAGAGGGAUAUUUGCCUUAGUGUAAACAUGUCAUACUUCAUCUGAUCAUCAAAUUAAAUGAGUAGAGCCAAGAUUUUCAUAAUAUGUCUGAUUUAACAUAAGUUUACUCUGGAAGUCUUAUUCACAAAAAUAAGGCUUACCAGGCAGCAGACACUCUCGCGUGAUUUUAUGCAGUAUUGAGGACAUUGAUACAUAAAUCGUAUUAAAAAUUGGAUCUAUAAAUGUAGGUUGGAGCAUGCCAUUUAUAUUGUCGAAUCUUCUCACCUAUGCUACACCUUGUUUAAUCAUGAUUUGUGAGUUUAUCAACACAUAAAACAACACAAACCGAUACUUUGGGAUGACAGAACACUGGAACUGCUUUUGAUCAGAUUAUCCACUUGUGCUGUCCUCUUAUUUUUAUGGGAUUUGUGAUUAGACUAGAAAUAAUUGUGUGAAUUAGUAAAAUGAGUCUGC